AUGCUGAAGCCGGGAGACCCCGGCGGCUCGGCGUUUCUCAAAGUGGACCCAGCCUACCUGCAGCACUGGCAGCAGCUCUUCCCGCACGGCGGCGGUGGCCCGCUUAAGGGCGGCGGCGUGGGUCCCCUGGGCACACCGCAGCCCCUGCAGCCGCCGCCACCGCCGCCGCCGCCUCCGGAGCGCGCCGAGCCUCCACCGGACAGCCUGCGCCCGCGGCCCGCCUCUCUCUCCUCCACCUCGUCCACCCCGGGUCCCUCCUCCACCUCGGCCUCCUCUGCCUCCUCCUGCGCUGCCGCCGCCGCUGCAGCCGCGCUGGCAGGUCUCUCGGCUCUGCCGGUGUCGCAGCUGCCGGUUUUCGCGCCUCUAGCCUCUGCCGCCGUCGCCGCUGAGCCUCUGCCCCCCAAGGAACUGUGCCUCGGCGCGGCCUCGGGCCCGGGGCCCGCCAAGUGCGGCAGCGGCGGCGGGGAUGGCCGGGGCGCCCCGCGCUUCCGCUGCAGCGCGGAGGAGCUGGACUAUUACCUGUACGGCCAGCAGCGCAUGGAGAUCAUCCCGCUCAACCAGCACACCAGCGACCCCAACAACCGUUGCGACAUGUGCGCGGACAACCGCAACGGCGAGUGCCCCAUGCACGGCCCCCUGCACUCGCUGCGCCGGCUUGUGGGCACCAGCAGCGCCGCAGCCGCUGCGCCCCCGCCGGAGCUGCCGGAGUGGCUGCGGGACCUGCCGCGGGAGGUGUGCCUGUGCACCAGCACCGUGCCUGGCCUGGCUUACGGCAUCUGCGCCGCUCAGAGGAUCCAGCAGGGCACCUGGAUUGGGCCCUUCCAGGGCGUGCUGCUGCCCCCAGAGAAAGUGCAGGCGGGCGCAGUGAGGAACACGCAGCAUCUCUGGGAGAUAUAUGACCAGGAUGGGACACUACAGCACUUUAUUGAUGGUGGGGAACCUAGUAAGUCGAGCUGGAUGAGGUAUAUCCGAUGUGCAAGGCACUGCGGAGAGCAGAAUCUAACAGUAGUUCAGUACAGGUCGAAUAUAUUCUACCGAGCCUGUAUAGAUAUCCCCAGGGGCACCGAGCUUCUGGUGUGGUACAAUGACAGCUAUACGUCUUUCUUUGGGAUCCCCUUACAAUGCAUUGCCCAGGAUGAAAACUGGAUAAGACCCUACCAAUGCGGUCACUGCUCCCAGUCCUUUUCCCAACCUUCAGAACUGAGGAACCACGUGGUCACUCACUCCAGUGACCGGCCUUUCAAGUGCGGCUACUGUGGUCGUGCCUUUGCUGGGGCCACCACCCUCAACAACCACAUCCGAACCCACACUGGAGAAAAGCCCUUCAAGUGCGAGAGGUGUGAGAGGAGCUUCACGCAGGCCACCCAGCUGAGCCGACACCAGCGGAUGCCCAAUGAGUGCAAGCCGAUCACCGAGAGCCCAGAAUCAAUCGAAGUGGAUUAA
Otolemur garnettii (small-eared galago) is the source of this 1443-nucleotide messenger RNA. It is a transcript of the gene PRDM6, whose product is annotated as PR/SET domain 6. The transcript has 7 exons. Gene Ontology annotation, molecular function: protein binding; histone methyltransferase activity. The record is from RefSeq and is a predicted model, not a curated record. Gene Ontology annotation, cellular component: nucleus. Lineage: Eukaryota; Metazoa; Chordata; Mammalia; Primates; Galagidae. Bases 1 to 1443 code for a protein of 480 amino acids.